ACUCCGGCGCGUCCCGCUUCUCUGCGCAGCGGCUCGUUGGAUCGGACGCACCGACUUGUUGCCCUGCGCGCGCGCUCCGAGGGGCCCCGCGGCUGCUGGUGUUGCGUGUCCGACCGACAAGUCAGCCACAGGACUUAAAAGCCUGCUGUAAGGAUGAUGUCCUACAUAAAGCAACCCCAUUACACCAUGAACGGGUUAAAUUUGCCUGGACCCGGAAUGGACGUGCUGCACACGACCGUCGCUUAUCCGCCCACUCCCAGGAAGCAGCGCCGGGAGCGGACCACCUUCACCCGGACACAGCUGGACAUCCUGGAGGCGCUGUUCUCCAAGACCCGCUACCCAGACAUCUUCAUGAGGGAGGAGGUGGCGCUCAAGAUCAACCUGCCCGAGUCCCGUGUGCAGGUUUGGUUCAAAAACCGCCGUGCCAAGUGCCGCCAGCAGCAGCAGCAGAGCAGCGGUCAGUCUAAGCCCCGCCCCCCAAAGAAGAAGGCCUCUCCGGUGCAGGAACCAAGCGCCUCCGACCCGGUCCCCAACCCGCCCGGCUCCUACAGCCCCUCAUCCGCCCAGUCGGGCCCCAGCCUGGCCCCCAGCUCCAGCACCGGGAACACGGCCGUGUCCAUCUGGAGCCCGGCCAUCUCGCCGCUGCCGGACCCGCUGGCCUCCUCCUCGGCGCCCUGCAUGCAGCGGCCCUCCCCUUACCCCAUGAGCUACGGCCAGCCGUCGGCCUACACCCAGGGCUACGCCAGCACCACCUCCUACUUCACCGGCCUGGACUGCAGCGCCUACCUGUCCCCCAUGCACUCGCAGCUGUCGGGCACCGGGGGCGCCCUCAGCCCCAUCACUGUGCCCUCCAUGGGGGGCUCCCUGAGCCAGUCCCCGGCCUCGCUGUCCUCGCAGGGCUACAGCACCGCCUCCUCCCUGGGCUUCACCUCAGUCGACUGCCUGGACUACAAGGACCAGCAGGCCUGGAAACUGGGCUUCACCACAAUGGACUGCCUGGACCACAAGGACCAGAACUCCUGGAAGUUCCAGGUCCUGUAGGGAGGGAGGGCAGCAAGACGGCGUUCAUGCUGCGCGAGCGCGUCCCGUGUGCGAUAGAGAGAAGCGGCUCCGCCCGAGGACUUGUUACCGUCCAUCCUCAGUUUGUUGUUUGUAAGAUUUUCUUUUGGUUUUCUAACAGCGACCUUUGUAGAAGUGCUUUGUGUUUGAGUGCAGUUGGAGCUGCGAGGACCCCAGAGUGUCCUCAAUGCUGCCUGACUGCAAAUCAUGACUGCUGUCUUCUUCUGGAGAACAAACGCCUUCGAGAA
Salarias fasciatus (jewelled blenny) is the source of this 1307-nucleotide messenger RNA. It is a transcript of the gene crx, whose product is annotated as cone-rod homeobox. Gene Ontology annotation, cellular component: nucleus. Gene Ontology annotation, molecular function: RNA polymerase II cis-regulatory region sequence-specific DNA binding; DNA-binding transcription factor activity, RNA polymerase II-specific. Bases 154 to 1041 code for a protein of 295 amino acids. The transcript has 3 exons. Gene Ontology annotation, biological process: regulation of transcription by RNA polymerase II; multicellular organism development. NCBI's taxonomy places the organism in Eukaryota, Metazoa, Chordata, Actinopteri, Blenniiformes, Blenniidae. The record is from RefSeq and is a predicted model, not a curated record.